This is a messenger RNA of Brassica rapa (field mustard), 2263 nucleotides long. RefSeq names its product protein Brevis radix-like 4. The record is from RefSeq and is a predicted model, not a curated record. NCBI's taxonomy places the organism in Eukaryota, Viridiplantae, Streptophyta, Magnoliopsida, Brassicales, Brassicaceae.
UCCGAACCGAACUACCAAACCGAACCAAACUCUUAUACGGUUUAAUUCAGCAAUAUUUUAGUUGAACUGAACUAUCCAAAAAUUGAACUACCCGAACCCGCCUGCCUACAUUGGUCUAUAUGUUUUUUUUCAGAACACUAUACUUGAUCAUUCUACUUUCUACACUGAAUUUUUUAGUUUCAUGUUUUGUAUAUAUCCUAAUGAACUUGGCUUUUGUUUAUACAAAAGGUAGAUUCUAUCUUACAUGAAAUAUUUGUUUGUAUCUCAAAAUUAUAAAAAUAGAGAACAAUUUGUAAUGUCAACUAGCUGUUAUCUUUAAAAUUUUGAACAAUUUGUAAUGUCAACUAGCAGUUACUAAAUAGUGCGAGUGAAAAUGCUAAGAAAAACUUUGAUUACUUAGAGCCACCAUAAAAAUCUUUCUUUCGUUUUAGGUUUCUCAAAAGGUCAGAGCCGGUUUUGCAUGUAUCGAUAAUUGAAUCCUUAAGCACACUUGAAAUACUUGACUACAAUGAACAGCCUUUGAUACAUCUGAAAGUCUAAAUCUGCAAGCAGCAAUAAUGUAAAAUCUCUCGAUUUAAGCUACAUUGACAAGUGGAAUCCCGCUCAAGUUGUCUUACUUAAUCAGUAGACCAAACAAAAUGGUUUACUUUUAGCAUUAACCGAGUGUGAUUAGAUUAGCGGAUUUACCGUAGAGAUGACGCGGGACCUUUUCUUGAUUUUUAAUUAAAAAAAUGGAACCGGUCUUCCUGGUUAAAGUGAGUAUAAAAACAUAAAAAGAGCACCAUGACCAAACACACAACACAAACCAAAGUUAGAAACUGACAGCAUCUACUGUCUCUCCGUAUCCAAAAAGAGAAGAAACAAAAUCACAUUACCAAGAAACAGCAGCUGCCGGAAAAUGCUGACUUGUAUAGCUCGUUCGAAGCGAGCCGGCGAUGAAACCUCGGGUCAACCCGACGAUCCGGAUUCCAAGCAAGCCAAAUCUCUAACAUCUCAGCUCAAAGAUAUGGCUCUGAAAGCUUCCGGUGCUUACCGACAUUGUACGCCGUGUACGGAGGGGGAAGUGCAACCGCCGAUCAAGAGCACUCCGGUGACGACAAAGUCUGAUCCCGAAUCUGAUCAACGGUUUAAAAUGCUGUACGGUAGAUCAAACAGCUCGAUAACAGCCACGGCGGCGGCGGCGGCGACGCAACAGCAACAGCCUAGAGUUUGGGGAAAAGAGAUGGAGGCGAGGCUGAAAGGGAUAUCGAGCGGCGAGGCGACUCCGAAGUCGGCGAGCGGGAGGAACCGGGUAGACCCGAUAGUGUUCGUGGAGGAGAAAGAGCCAAAGGAGUGGGUCGCUCAGGUGGAGCCAGGUGUUCUCAUUACGUUCGUGUCUCUUCUCGGCGGUGGUAAUGAUCUCAAGCGGAUACGUUUCAGCCGAGACAUGUUCAACAAGUUACAAGCGCAAAGAUGGUGGGCAGAUAACUAUGACAAAGUGAUGGAACUUUAUAAUGUUCAAAAACUAAGCCGCCAAGCCUUUCCCCUUCCCACGCCUCCUAGAUCCCAAGACGAGAAGGAGUAUCAUCCAGAGGAUACUCCUACAACACCGCCUUUAAACAAAGAACGGUUGCCUCGCAACAUCCAUCGUCCAGCUGGAUUGGCUGGUUGCUCAUCUUCGGAUUCCCUCGACCACAGUUCAACCCAAAGCCGGCAGUUUAACGACUCUGGAAUACUAAACUCAACUCCUAAACUCUCAAGCCUAAGCGGAGCCAAAACAGAAACAUCUUCCAUAACAAGCUGCUCGUCCAGAGACGCAGACCGGUCAGAAGAGAUGUCUGUAAGCAAUGCGAGUGAUGUUGAUCAGAACGAGUGGGUGGAGCAAGAUGAGCCUGGCGUUUAUAUCACCAUUAAAGUCUUACCAUGUGGGAAAAGAGAGCUUAGAAGAGUCAGAUUCAGCCGAGAGAUAUUUGGGGAGAUGCAUGCGAGGGUAUGGUGGGAAGAAAACAGGGCAAGGAUACAUGAACAAUACUUGUGAUCAUCUUCUGGUUUAGAUGCAUUAAACCGGUUUUGUGUUUUUUAUUUUUUUCUCAUUCUCGGUAUACUGUUUAUUCCAAGCUGAAGUAAAAAGAGAACCCUUCCGCAAGCACUCCUUGUGCCUCCUAGUCACACAUAUUUUAAAUAUCAACUGCGGAAUAUGUUUAAGGAGGUUUCAUAUUUUUUUUCCUUAACAAAAGAAAAUGCUUAAGCUUGGAAUAUAUAGUGUUGGCUGGUUUGCUCAAUA